GCAAGAUUCAGUUUGCACACUCUCAGAGCUCGGUGCCCGCGCCCUGACCCCGCAGAACUUGGAGUAACCUCAAGCUGAGGAUCCAAACAUUCAUCCAGAGGCUGGCCAUCAUGCCGCGCUCCUUCCUGGUCAAGAGCAAGAAGGCGCACAGCUACCACCAACCGCGUUCCCCGGGGCCAGACUACUCUCUCCGUCUGGAGACUGUGCCCGCACCGGGCAGAGCAGACCCUGUGGAUGCAGGCGACGUGAAGACGGCACCCCGAGACCGUUUGUCCCCCGACUCUCAGCUAACCGAGGCUCAUGACAAAGCCUCCGCGACCCCCGACAGCUGCGAAAGCAGCUUUUGUGACCAGAGCUCCGAGUUCGAGGACUUCUGGAGGCCCCCUUCUCCCUCGGUGUCUCCAGCCUCUGAGAAGUCGCUGUGCAGGUCUCUGGACGAAGUUCAACCCUACACCCUGCCUUUCAAGCCCUACGCUUGGAGCGGCCUCGCGGGGUCCGACCUGCGGCACCUGGUGCAGAGCUACCGGCAGUGCACCGCCCUGGAGCGCAGCGCCGGCCUGAGCCUCUUCUGCGAGCGCGGCGGGGAGCCGGGCCAAUCGGCCCCGUUGUACGGCCCUGAGCCGGCUGCGGGCGGAGCCGGUGCGGGGCCACCAGGGACCUGCGGUGCUGCGGGCGGAGCCACCGGCGGCUCUGGCCUGGGGCUCUACGGAGAUUUCGGGCCUUCGGCGGCCGGGCUCUACGAACGGCCGAACGCAGCAGCGGGCCGGCUGUACCAAGAUCGCGGCCACGAGAUCCACGCAGACAAGAGCGUGGGCGUCAAGGUGGAGUCAGAACUGCUGUGCACCCGCCUGCUGCUGGGCGGUGGCUCCUACAAAUGCAUCAAAUGCAGCAAGGUGUUCUCCACACCGCACGGGCUGGAGGUGCACGUGCGCCGGUCCCACAGCGGCACGAGACCAUUCGCGUGCGAGAUGUGCGGCAAGACCUUCGGGCACGCGGUGAGCCUGGAGCAGCACAAAGCCGUGCACUCGCAGGAACGAAGCUUUGACUGUAAGAUCUGUGGCAAGAGCUUCAAGCGGUCGUCCACGCUGUCCACACACCUGCUCAUUCACUCGGACACCCGGCCCUACCCCUGUCAGUACUGUGGCAAGAGAUUCCACCAGAAGUCCGACAUGAAGAAACACACCUUCAUCCACACAGGUGAGAAGCCCCACAAAUGCCAGGUGUGUGGCAAAGCAUUCAGUCAGAGCUCCAACCUCAUUACCCACAGCAGAAAGCACACGGGUUUCAAGCCCUUCGGCUGUGACCUGUGUGGGAAGGGCUUCCAGAGGAAGGUGGAUCUCAGGCGGCACCGGGAGACGCAGCAUGGACUCAAAUGAGCACGGUGGCCGUCUGCACAGCAGCUGCGAACACUACUGUAGAGGACUGCCUGCCUCCCAGCCCUGCUCAGACCCUGGCAAAGCUCACUAUGGCUUUCCCCUUCACCCUCCUUCCCAAAGCUGCUGGGGACUGAACUCCCUUUGCAAAGGUCAGCUCAGAGUGGGAGCCACAACCACAGCAAUUGUCUGAAGAUGCGGAUCCGAUGAAAUCUCGCACCUCCCAGGCUUUCGCUUUUCUGCUCUUGUCUCACAGGCAGGAAAGAACUCACUUUGGUCACUGGCUGAUGCAUUAUUUAGAAAGGACGAGCAUUACUCUUCUGAAGACACUGGUUUAGGGAAGGGGCUUCAUUCCUUUGAAAUCACCAGACGCACCACCGUCAAGCUUGUCAGAAAGAAGCAGGGGAAAAAAAGUGGACUUGGUGAUGAGAGGGACUCAGAGGUCCUCUGUGGUGUCAUCCGAGGAGGUGGCACUGUGGGAAGAUGUCCUUCAUCUACUCAGCAAGUGUUAUUGACCGCAGCUUAUCAGAGUAAGGAACUGGGGAGCCAGAGAUUGAAGUCAGCUGCCCCUGCCCCUCAAAUGCUAGCGGUUGAAUCUCAAAGUAGCUAGAGCCCGUGUUCUCCUCCUCCAAGGGAGUUCUGAAAGACCACACAAAUAUUCAGACUUCCUACUUGACACUUUUGGGGCUUCGCAAGUGUAAACAAAAAGCAACUGGAGGGUCAUUUUAAAAAUUCAUGGGCAAAUCCAGUUUUUAUUGUUAAGUGGAUCCUUUACCAGCCUGGGCUGGUAGAUGUGGGGCAAAGGCAUUGACUCUCAACUCCUGCCCCUUGUGUACC
Molecule: messenger RNA, 2210 nt
Organism: Arvicola amphibius (Eurasian water vole)
Lineage: Eukaryota; Metazoa; Chordata; Mammalia; Rodentia; Cricetidae
Gene: Gfi1
Product: growth factor independent 1 transcriptional repressor
Exons: 7
Coding region: 111-1376 (421 amino acids)
Cellular component (GO): nucleus
Source: RefSeq, a predicted model, not a curated record